Molecule: messenger RNA, 10005 nt
Organism: Hippocampus zosterae (dwarf seahorse)
Lineage: Eukaryota; Metazoa; Chordata; Actinopteri; Syngnathiformes; Syngnathidae
Product: voltage-dependent R-type calcium channel subunit alpha-1E-like
Exons: 46
Coding region: 304-6999 (2231 amino acids)
Biological process (GO): chemical synaptic transmission; calcium ion import across plasma membrane
Cellular component (GO): voltage-gated calcium channel complex; membrane; neuronal cell body
Molecular function (GO): high voltage-gated calcium channel activity
Source: RefSeq, a predicted model, not a curated record
AGUGGGGCAAGUACCCACUACAUUCCGAGAUAAAACUGUCAAGAAAAAAUAUUUUAGCGCACAUUACUGCUCCUGCUGGACUGGAGUGGGACUGUAUCACCCGACACUUGAUGACUUGUUCAAUCAACUGGGUCGGACGGUAAACCAUUCUAGUUCAUUUUAGGCAUCGUUUUAGAUACCGCUCUUGUACUGGAUCUCAUUUAUUUACUGACCAUGUUUUGUUGCCUGCCUUAAAUGAAUACGCUUUUCCAAAACGAGCCAGCAAUGGUUCCUUAACUUCCUCCCGUCACUCCAUUUGAGUACAUGAUCCUCGCCACCAUCAUCGCCAACUGUAUCGUCCUGGCUCUCGAGCAACACCUACCCGGAGAGGACAAAACACCAAUGUCAAAGAGACUGGAGAAGACUGAGCCUUACUUCAUUGGAAUGUUCUGUUUGGAGGCGGGAAUCAAGAUCAUCGCCCUGGGCUUCGUAUUCCAUAAAGGCUCCUACCUUCGGAAUGGGUGGAACGUCAUGGAUUUCAUUGUGGUGCUCAGUGGGAUUCUGGCUGCAGCAGGUGCUCAUAUGAACAUCUCUGUAGAUCUGAGGACUCUGAGGGCGGUGCGAGUGCUGCGACCACUCAAACUGGUUUCGGGCAUCCCUAGUCUGCAGAUAGUCCUGAAGUCCAUAAUGAAGGCCAUGGUUCCCCUGCUCCAGAUCGGCCUGCUUCUCUUUUUUGCGAUCCUCAUGUUCGCCAUCAUCGGCUUGGAGUUUUACAGCGGCAAACUGCACCACACCUGCACCCCGCAGCCUGGAAUACUCGAAAAUGAGACGGUGGAUUCUUCUGAAUAUGAGUUCCCAUGUGGUGUGCGCCAGUGUCCGGCCAAAUACACCUGCAGCGACAUGUGGAUAGGCCCCAAUGAUGGCAUCACGCAAUUUGACAACAUCCUGUUUGCUGUUCUCACUGUCUUCCAGUGCAUCACCAUGGAGGGAUGGACCACUGUGCUCUACAAUGCCGACGAUGCCUUGGGUCCCAGUUGGAACUGGCUCUACUUCAUCCCGCUCAUCAUCAUAGGUUCCUUCUUUGUCUUGAACUUGGUGCUGGGAGUCCUCUCUGGUGAGUUUGCCAAAGAGAGGGAGAGGGUGGAGAACCGCAGGGCCUUCAUGAAAUUGAGACGCCAGCAGCAGAUUGAGCGAGAGCUCAAUGGUUACCGGGCCUGGAUCGACAGAGCAGAGGAGGUAAUGCUUGCAGAGGAAAAUAAAAAUCCUGGACCCUCUGCCCUGGAUGCUCUCAGGAGGCUCCCUGAGUGGAGCGCAGGCGGCGCUUAUGUGCUGAAGAGAGCCACCACUAUAAAAAAGAGAGGCAUGGAGUCGCCCCAUCGGGGUCCAGCAGAGGAGCAAUAUGGGGAAAUUUCCUCUGUGGGCAUCCCCAUGGCUAGAGAAAGCUUCAGGAGCGGCAGGCGAGGACCAGCGGUGUAUUUCCGCCGCAAGGAACGUCUCCUGCGCAUCUCCAUCCGCCGCGUGGUGAAGACGCACACCUUCUACUGGACGGUGCUGAGCCUGGUGGCUCUCAACACGCUAUGUGUGGCUAUCGUUCACCACAACCAGCCGCUCUGGCUGUCCAAUUUUCUGUACUAUGCAGAGUUCUUGUUCCUUGCUCUGUUCCUGACUGAGAUGUUCCUGAAGAUGUACAGCUUGGGCCCCCGCCUCUACUUCCACUCCUCAUUUAACUGCUUCGACUGCAGCGUGAUUGUUGGCAGCAUCUUUGAAGUGCUUUGGGGUGUGUUCAGGCCGGGCACUUCCUUUGGCAUCAGCGUACUGCGUGCUCUUCGUCUGCUAAGGAUCUUUAAAAUCACUAAGUACUGGGCGUCUCUGAGGAACCUGGUGGUGUCGCUGAUGAAUUCCAUGAAGUCCAUUAUCUCCCUCAUCUUCCUCCUUUUCCUCUUCAUUGUCGUCUUUGCUCUCCUGGGCAUGCAACUCUUCGGUGGCAGGUUCAUCUUUGAGGACUACACUCCCACAAACUUUGAUACUUUCCCGGCAGCCAUCAUGACUGUCUUCCAGAUCCUGACUGGCGAGGACUGGAAUGAGGUGAUGUACGACGGUAUUCGCUCUCAAGGCGGAGUCAAGUCUGGCAUGUGGUCUUCGAUAUACUUCAUCGUUCUGACCUUGUUUGGGAACUACACUCUGCUGAAUGUCUUCUUGGCUAUUGCUGUGGACAACCUGGCUAAUGCACAAGAGCUGACUAAAGACGAGGAGGAAGCCGAGGCUGCUUUCAACCAAAAGCAUGCGCUCCAGAAGGCGAAGGAGGUCGGCCCACUCUCCUCCUUCAUGUCUUCAGAAGGAAGCCGUAGGAGGCGUCCCUACCUGUACAGAAAAAGAGCCAUCCACCGCAGCCGUCCUACCUACUCCCGUUCCCCGGAGGAGGCAAAGGGCAGCCUCAAGGAGGUCCGCCCUCUCCCGCAACUCAACCCGUCUAACUCUUUCAUGUCCAGGCGAGAAAGGAGAAAGAGGAUGACCAUGUCCGUGUGGGAGCAGAGGACCAGUCAGCUGCGGAGACACCGCCAGAUGUCCAGCCGGGAGAUUUUGUUCAGCGGUCCCAACGAGGAGAAGGACGGAGCUGCUGCAUCGGCCCAGUCUCAACCGGGUCGUCCGCAGUCCCUGCACCGCAAGGCUAUGCAGAGCACUCCACCAGAGGCUGUGAGAUGCCAGGCGGACCCCCUUGCAGAUCACUUGACAUCACCAACCAAGAACCAGACCUCCACGGAGAUAUCUUUAGAAGCUGUUCUCUCCGGUGUCAUUCCCGAACCCCCCAUGUCAGCGCCACCCGCAGAGAUAUUGGACCCUUUGAGUCUCAUCCCCGAGAAUCCCCCUGAGUCCAUACCAGAGCCCAGCCUUGACGUUGACGACAUUCACAAUAUGAUCGGCGAGCGAAGGAGCCCCAGAUUGAACGGUGAUCGUCAGCACAGGGCUGUAAAGAAGUUCAGACCGCCGGACGACGGUGAUGCCAGCGGGAUCAGGGGCAGGAAAGCAUUGGGUAGUCGUCAGAACGGGGCUAGGAGUCAGGGAUCAUCUGCUCGGAAAGGAAACCAGUCGGCGAGUCGCUCGGUUAGCCGGGAGAGGAGCGUGGAGAGGAACAGGGUUCCAACAACAGUCGAGGAGAAAAUGGCGGAGAGCGAAAAGAGAGAGGAACCCAAUCCUGACGAGAACAGACAUGGUGAGCAAAAUGAGCGAGAGGACACUGUGCACCCAGACAGCCAUGCGGGUGUUCAAAAGCAGGCCGAGCUCCCUCAGGAAGAAGAAACGUGUCCACUUGCUUUAGAGGAGAGCAACCAAGAAGACUUGGAUAAAUCUCAACUCAGCUCCAGCGUGAUCGUGGAGAUGCCCGACAUGGAGGCAUCGAUGGAGUUGUCUACUAUCACUGUGAAUAGCAAGGACCCUGAAAUCUCCAAAUCUGAAAAGGAGGAGAUCGACGACAUCAAAGCAGUCAACAAUGUGACACCUGACAGCAUGUUCAUCUUCAAACCGGACAACCCGGUGCGACGAGCGUGUCACUACGUGGUGAACCUCAGGUACUUUGAAAUGUCCAUCCUGCUGGUUAUUGCCGCAAGUAGCAUCGCACUUGCUGCUGAGGACCCUGUCGCCACCACCUCAGACUGGAAUAAGGUUCUGCGAUAUUUUGACUACGUGUUCACUGGCGUCUUCACCUUUGAAAUGAUUAUUAAGAUGAUCGACCAGGGUUUGAUCCUCCAUGACGGCUCGUACUUCCGAGACCUGUGGAACAUCCUGGACUUCAUCGUGGUCGUGGGAGCUCUGGUGGCCUUCGCCCUCACCAAUGUGAUGGGAAACAACAAAGGAAGAGACAUUAAAACCAUCAAAUCGCUGAGAGUCUUACGUGUACUCAGACCCUUGAAGACCAUCAAGAGGCUUCCUAAACUCAAGGCAGUGUUCGACUGCGUGGUGACAUCCCUGAAAAACGUCUUCAACAUCCUGAUUGUGUACAAGCUCUUCAUGUUCAUUUUUGCUGUCAUCGCCGUGCAGCUCUUCAAGGGGAAGUUCUUCUACUGCAACGACAGCUCCAAGGACACAGAGAAGGACUGCCAAGGUUACUAUAUAGACUACGGGAAGGACAAGAAAGAGGUGAAGAAACGGGACUGGAAAAGACACGAGUUCCACUACGACAACAUUGUCUGGGCUCUUUUGACUCUCUUCACCGUGUCCACUGGGGAGGGCUGGCCGCAGGUCCUACAGCACUCGGUGGACGUGACUGAGGAGGACAGGGGCCCGAGCCACGGCAACAGGAUGGAGAUGUCCAUCUUCUACGUCAUCUAUUUUGUGGUCUUUCCUUUCUUCUUUGUCAACAUCUUUGUGGCCCUCAUCAUCAUCACCUUCCAGGAGCAGGGAGAUAAGAUGAUGGAAGAGUGCAGCCUGGAGAAGAAUGAGAGGGCGUGCAUCGACUUUGCCAUCAGUGCCAAGCCGCUGACUCGUUACAUGCCUCAGAGCCGGCACACGUUCCAGUACCGUCUGUGGCAUUUUGUGGUCUCGCCGUCUUUUGAGUACACCGUUCUGGCCAUGAUCGCUCUCAACACCAUCGUACUCAUGAUGAAGUAUUAUUCAGCCCCGCCCGGAGCCCCGACCGCCUACGAAGCUGUCCUGAAGCAUCUAAACACAGCCUUCACCGUUCUUUUCUCCAUUGAGUGCGUCCUCAAGAUAAUGGCAUUUGGCUUUCUGAAUUACUUUCGAGACACGUGGAACAUUUUUGACUUCAUCACCGUACUCGGCAGCAUCACUGAGAUAGUAGUAGACUUGCAGUUCGUGGAUACGUUCAACAUGAGUUUCUUGAAGUUGUUCCGAGCGGCACGUCUGAUCAAGCUGCUGAGACAAGGCUACACCAUCCGGAUCCUUCUGUGGACAUUUGUGCAGUCCUUCAAAGCUUUGCCUUACGUUUGCCUGCUCAUCGCCAUGCUCUUCUUCAUUUACGCCAUCAUUGGAAUGCAGGUGUUUGGCAACAUUAAGCUGAAUGAGGAGACGCACAUUAACCGGCACAAUAACUUCAAGAGCUUCUCUGGCGCGUUGAUGCUGCUCUUCAGGAGUGCCACGGGGGAGUCAUGGCAGGAAAUCAUGUUGUCCUGUCUGGGUGGGCAGCGGUGUGAGGCGGACCCCUCCAAUCCCUUACCUGUACUUAACACCGAGCAGGAGGGAGGCUGCGGCUCAGAUUUUGCUUACUUCUACUUUGUGUCCUUUAUCUUCUUUAGCUCCUUCCUGAUGCUGAACUUGUUUGUGGCUGUGAUCAUGGAUAAUUUUGAGUACCUGACUCGAGACUCCUCCAUCCUGGGCCCCCAUCACUUGGACGAGUUUGUCCGAAUUUGGGGGGAGUACGAUCGGGCUGCCUGUGGUAGGAUCCACUAUAAGGAGAUGUACAAAGUUGUGCACUCUAUCUCACCUCCACUGGGAUUUGGGAAGAACUGCCCCCACAGGGUGGCAUGCAAGAGACUCGUCCUGAUGAACAUGCCAGUGGACGAGGACAUGUCCGUCCACUUCACAUCCACCCUCAUGGCCCUCAUCCGUACCGCCCUGGAAGUCAAGCUAGCUGGAGCAGGAGAGAAUCGAAACCAGAUGGACUUGGACCUUCAGAAGGAAAUCGGUGUCAUCUGGCCUCACCUCUCUCAGAAAAUGCUGGACCUUCUGGUUCCUAUUAACAAAGCUAGUGACAUGACCAUAGGAAAGAUCUACGCGGCCAUGAUGAUCAUGGACUACUACAAGCAGAGCAAGGCCAAGAAGCUCCGACAGCAGCUGGAGGAACAAAAACACGCUCCAAUGUUCCAGCGGAUGGAUGCUUCCUCCUUGCCCCAGGAGAUCAUAUGCAAUGCCAAAUCACUCUCCUUCCUUAGCCACAGUGCAGGACCAGCUCUCACCAAAGGGGGCUUUGUGGCCCUCAGCCCUAUCUCCCCGCAAGAUGUGUUCCUGCAACCACAAUCUCGUUCCGGAGAGGAAGAGGAGAAUGAUGAUUACUACCCACCUUACCACCGUUAUCACUUCCCUUAUCACCAUCACCACCACUAUUUAGACACACUGGUCCCCGAUGUCGUCGAAUAUAACCAAGUCACACAACAAUCAAGGCAAGAGCCAAUAGUCUUCAGGUCACCUCAGCGCACGUCAUCCAUCAGAGCGUCCUCUAUGCCCAGACUGGCUGUGGAACCACAGCCUGGAAUGGCAGCUGACAGAAAGCUGAUGAAGCGCUCCUUUUCCACCAUUGGAGACCAGUGUGUGAAUCGCCUGUGGCAAGAGCAACAUUCCCUGCAGAGAGUCAGCCCCGACAACACGUUCAGACUUCGACAGAAGAGCUACAGAGGCUCAAUCAAUCAAAGUAGUCAUGAGAGGGGGCGGUCUAAAGAACGGCGCCACCUACUGUCUCCAGACGUGUCCCGCUGUAACUCUGAAGAGCGAAGCCGAGACCCAUCGUGCGAGAGGAGACGCUCCCUCUCGCCCAAAGAAGGAUGCCCACAGUCCUUGCAGAGACAGGUCAACACAACAGGCUGCCCCGCCCAUUCGGCCUCUGAGUCCGGCACCCCUCGUAAUCGGCGCCAACUCCCGCAGACACCCUCCCGCCCUCGUCCUCACAUCUCGUACUCCCCCCUAGUGUGCCGAGACCACCCCCCCAGUGCACCACCGGCCUCCUCCGCGGGACGCUCCCCGCAUUCAGACGGCCCGGCUCCCUCCAAGCAGGCCAAGUCCUCCUCAUGUCAGGCGUCCGGCCCGAGCCAUCCGUCUCCCCACCGUUACAUCUCAGAGCCCUACCUGCCAUUUCACGAGGACCCCAGGGGAGGCCAAGCCGGCGAGAGGCAAGAACACCUGACUUUUGAGACCGCUGUGGCGACCAGCUUGGGACGUGCCAACGCCAUCAGCUCAGCCCCUCAACUCAGACACUCCUGGCAGGUCCCCAAUGGACAUUUCCAAAAGAACUUGGCACAAGCUAGCCCAGACGGCGAGCUGCUGAGUGACACAGACGAUGAUGACCGCUGCUAAAAUAAGCAGGAAGUCCAUGUACAGGAGGAACGGAUCUCGUAGUAACGCCGCCACUUGCCUCGAACCGCUUCAUGACAUCUUCCCUCAUCACUAACCACCACUGCCGUAUCAGAAUUGUUUGCUGUCUAUCUCUGCUCGCUGUGUGUUCUUGCUGUGCCUAGAUCAGGUGGGUCCAAUUUCGUUCAAUCACUGGGCUGGUUUUAAUGGUGAAAUCUAAAGGAAGACCGUACAUUCAGUACCUGGGCCUUCAGUAUAUAGUGGAACCUCGAUUUAACAGACCUUCAAACCAACAGAUCCCGGAUUCAACAAACAUAAAAUAGUGGCCAGUCCAUUCAAGAUGGACAGUACCUUUCAAAUCUGUUCCAGAAUUGGCCGCAAUUCUCAGCAAUGCCAGUAAACAGCGCUGUGGCGCCAUCGACAGACAGAGACUGGUCACAUGCUGCUCUCUCGUCAUUGAUGAAUAGACUUUAUAGUAGACGAGAGCAAGCUAAAAAAAAAAAACAAGUGGAUAGUAAUCCAUGUAAGAGGCCAAAUUUCUACGACUGGAUCACCAAUUCUGUUCAUCAACUGUUAAGGUAAUUUCGGGAAGGUCCCGGUUGAAGUAGCACUCCACUUUGUAAAGUAUUUAGGUAGUCAGGAACUAUUGAUUUUUUUUAAUCAUUUUGUUUGCAAUCAUUGCAGAAAAUCCCAGUUGACAAUGAUUUGUUGAUGGAAAUAUAAGCACGCUAAUGAAGACUUCAUUGCCUCAUUUGUAAGCCUGUCAUCACAUAUUACACACAGAUGUCUGAGAUCACCUGUUGCGAUAAAUCUUUAUUUUGUGCUCAAUUUUCUGUGACCGUAUCAUGUGACGGAGAUGAAUGAAGUGUGCAGAGGCACAGGUGGAUCCACCUGAUUUUCAAAAUGAAACUGCUUUCAGUUGACCAAUUAAAAAAACUCUCUGAAGGUACCAAAUUGGUACUUUCAGAGAGUUGCCGACUGCUGCUUUGGAAUGAGGUCGCAGUGAAGCAUCUGCUCGAGUUCAUUCCGGACCAAUUUUGCCAGAAUGAAACUGAUGGUGGCCCGGCGGGAUUGUGAGUAGCACUUCUGCCUCACAGUACUGUAUUGAGGUCCGAAAUCAAAUCUCUCUUCUAGCCUUCCUUGUAGCAUUUGCAUCUUCUUCCUUGAAACCAAUCAUUUUACAUUCAUUGAAGACUCAAAAUUGCAUGUAGGUGUGAGUGUGCAUGGUUGUUUGUCUAUCAGUGCCCUACAAGUGUCUGACGACCGAUCAUGGGUGUACACUGCCAGUCGCUCAAUGUCCACUGGGAUCCAGCUCACCCGUGACCCGAAUGAGGAUAAGCUCUGUGAAAAAAAAUGUGUGCAUUGAUGAUGACAAAUGCCUUCUUAACCCAAACAAGCUCUAUGUUCUUGCAUUCUCGAGCCAGGAAUGAAUCAAGGAUUAGUACAGCAAAAUGAAGUUGUAGCGAGUGAAAGUGUGCAGAAUGUUUCUCGAUGUCAACAAAAAUCUGAUGUAUUUAACCAUAUCAACCCGUAAAGCCGUCUUAUUUUUGUACAUAGAGUCCAGCACGUGUUCUUCCUUAUCAAGGAUGUGCGCCAUUAAGAGAUUAAGAGCACAUUUUACAUCUGUUGCAAAACCAUUUGAGAGGAAUCCAACCUGGUUAUUGUAUUUUGUCAUUGCCGUGUCCAUGGUGAGGAUUGUAUCACUGGAUUCAUGCUGGGGGGGGGGGGGGGGGGGGGGGGUGUUAUUUUUUUGUUUUUGAGGUUCAUACCAUUUCCUACCACAUUCCAACACUAUUUAAAAGCGGUGUAUUUGUUCUCAUGAUCUGUAGUGGUCACUAUAACUUGAACUCGUAGCCAAAAUGUGAACAGGAGACUUUGUCAGAAGGAGAAUCCACAGGCUGCCUGGAGUUCCUAAACUGAAAAAAAAUGGUUGUGUUUGUGUGGCACACAUGUUCGUGUCCAUCUUCAGCCAGCAGAGCAAACAGCUGACUACUUAACCUUGGACCAUGUCCACACUGACAGCGGGUAUUUUUUGAUAAUAUAUAUUGGUGUGUUUAUUUUAGCCUAUUGUCCAUACACAAUAGGCUAAUUGUUAUUUAUCUAAAAAUGGACGUUUGUGCCUGGACUUUCCAGAAUUAAUUGUGUACACAACCUGUCGAUUUUCUUUUAAGAUUGUAUAAUUUUUUUUCAUCCUAUUUAUUUAUUUAUUUAUUUAUUUAUUUAUUGGGUGUUUGUGUCCCUUCUACCGGCUUGUGUGGUGAUUUUUAUUUUUUUAUAGUCCACCAUUUGUUAACUGUGCAUGACGUUUUUGUCCAUAGGUGAUCAUUUUCUGCUUUUUAAAAUACUGUACACUAUUGGCUGCAUCGCCUCGUAUUUUUGGAAAAUAUAAUUUUUAUUUUUAUUUUUUUUGUUACUUGAUUUGCUGUCGUUUCUGUGCCUUUUCUUGAAAUGACGGCCUUCAGACUUCUAAUUGGCCCAAAUGGCCUUCUAGUUUGGGGUUAAUGUGCUAGCUGCUGCUUUUGGCAUGCUCUUGACAGCCCUAGAAUGCAUUUUUCCACUUGCCAAUUAGUUUUGCUUAACUGGCCAUCAUGUUUUUUUUUGGGGGGGGGGGGGUCUUUUUCUGAAGUGACUUUAAGGUUCCGAUUGUCCAAAAUUGUCUUUUACAUCAGGCUGAUAGUAGAUAGUAGCUAAUAUCUUGAACUUUGUGUUUAGUCUCAUUAGUUUUAAUUUUGUAUCUUUUGUGGAUAAAAAAAGAUGAAAAAAUACCCGCCUAUGUGUGCACAUAGCCUUAAUGUCAGUGUAUAACAGCCUCAUAUGUGCCUGAGAACAUUCGCCCGAAACAGUUGCCUCUCGAGCCAGAAUUUCCUGGACGAGAGUUUUCGUCUUGAAUAUGUUGUAUAAAGCGUACAAAAUAUGUACUUGUUCAUAUUUGCAUUCAGUCACAAUGCUCGUCUUACUUUGACUAACGUGUGUUUACGUGAUCAUUAAAGAAAGAUCACUUGUCUUUUU